Molecule: messenger RNA, 1102 nt
Organism: Gossypium arboreum
Lineage: Eukaryota; Viridiplantae; Streptophyta; Magnoliopsida; Malvales; Malvaceae
Product: germin-like protein subfamily 2 member 4
Exons: 3
Coding region: 1-978 (325 amino acids)
Biological process (GO): plasmodesmata-mediated intercellular transport; regulation of root development
Cellular component (GO): plasmodesma; cell wall
Molecular function (GO): manganese ion binding
Source: RefSeq, a predicted model, not a curated record
AUGGGAUCUGUGAUUACAGCUGCCAAUGUUGAGCAAAUUGCAGGGCUUAACACCCUUGCUCGUAUUCACUAUCAACCCGGUGGUCUUAACCCAGUCAUCUUUGUUCUUGAUGGCAAACUCGAUGUGGGAUUCAUCACUACAACAAACAAGUUUGUUUCCCAAACUAUAGCUUUUCGCACAUACAUAUACCAUCAGUCUAACAAAUUUUUUUUCUAUAUAAAUGAAGGUAACUCCUUUCACUUACAUAAAAAAAUUAUUGGUAUCUAUAUUUUGUCCCGUUGGUUUUUUUGCUUGCAACUAAUAAUUUCUUCCGUGGUUUUUGUUGAUCUUUUCAUAUUUGUUGCCUUUUGGGGCUUGGUUGCAUCUGAUCCUGAUCAUCUCCAAGAUUUUUGCGUUGCUGAUAAAACCUCAAGAAUAAACGUGAAUGGAUACCCAUGCAAGAACGCGGUCAAUGUUACGGAAGUUGAUUUUUUCUUCGGUGGUUUAGCCAAUUCAGCAGUGAUCAACAACUUAGUGGGAUCUGUGAUUACAACAGCCAAUGUUGAGAAAAUUCUAGGGCUUAACACCCUCGGUGUCUCACUUGCUCGUAUUGACUAUCAACCCGACGGCCUUAACCCACCCCACACUCACCCACGCGCCUCCGAAAUCAUCUUUGUUCUUGACGGCGAACUCGAUGUGGGAUUUAUCACUACAGCAAACAAGUUGAUCUCCAAAUCCAUAAAAAUAGGCGACAUUUUUGUGUUCCCCGAGGGUUUGGUUCAUUACCAAAAGAACAAUGGUGUAAAACCAGCUUCCGUGAUUGCAGGAUUUAAUAGUCAAUUCCCCGGAACUCAAUCCAUUGCCACAACAUUGUUUACUUCAACACCACUAGUGCCAGACCAUGUGUUGACCAAGGGCUUCCAAAUUGGAACCAAAGGAGUCAAGAAAAUGAGAAGCAAGCUUGCCCCUAAGAAAAAUGAGACUAUUGGUCUGUAUUAAUUCUAUAUUUGUUUUCCAAUGCCAAAGAAACUUUAUGGUAUACACUAGAAAUGAAGUUGGAUAACAAAUGAUAUAUUAAGUUUUUAUUUAAAUAUUUAAAUGUAUCUUUUUAGAGAUUUUAUUU